Sporothrix schenckii 1099-18 is the source of this 2790-nucleotide messenger RNA. RefSeq names its product ethanolaminephosphotransferase. Bases 1 to 2790 code for a protein of 929 amino acids. Gene Ontology annotation, cellular component: endoplasmic reticulum membrane. Gene Ontology annotation, biological process: GPI anchor biosynthetic process. The record is from RefSeq and is a predicted model, not a curated record. Lineage: Eukaryota; Fungi; Ascomycota; Sordariomycetes; Ophiostomatales; Ophiostomataceae. The transcript has 4 exons.
AUGGCCGCUCGAAAUGCAGCUGGAACGCCCCUGCUUGCUGUUCUUCUGCUGCUGGGCGCGAACCUGUUGAUCCCGCUCGCCAUUGGCAUCUUCGGCAAGGGCUUCUUCCCCUACAAACCGCUGCUGCCUGGCCUCGCGCAAUAUGAGGAUCAUGGCUUCGGACCGCCGGCACCGGCACCCUUUGACCGUAUCGUGUUCAUGGUCGUUGAUGCCCUGAGGAGUGAUUUCGUCUAUGUCGCAAACAGCGGCUUCCAAUUUACCCAAUCACUCAUCCGCAGUGGUGCCGCCGUGCCCUUUACGGCACAUGCCACGUCGCCCACGGUCACAAUGCCGCGCAUCAAGGCCAUCACCACGGGCUCCAUCCCUUCGUUUCUCGAUGUCGUCCUUAACGUCGACGAGGGCGACAAGUCGUCGUCAUUGGCCUCGCAAGAUACGUGGCUGGCUCAGAUGAAAGCCAAGCAGACCCAGCAGGCAGAUGGUGCCGCCGCAGGCGGCAAGCUUGUCCUCUACGGUGACGACACCUGGCUCAAGUUGUUCCCGGACACCUUUGACCGCGCCGACGGCACCUCCAGCUUCUUCGUCGCCGAUUUUACCGAAGUCGACAACAAUGUCACGCGCCACGUCCCCCGCGAGUUGCGCCAGACCGACUGGGGCCUCAUGGUGCUGCACUACCUUGGCCUCGACCACAUUGGCCACAAGGGCGGGCCGCGCAGCCCCAAUAUGGUACCCAAGCAGCACGAGAUGGACGCCAUUGUGCGCGAGAUCUACGAAGCCAUGGAAACGCAGCCGCACCUCGCCAAUACGCUGCUUGUCCUGCUGGGCGACCACGGCAUGAACGACGCCGGCAACCAUGGCGCAUCGUCCGCUGGCGAGACGUCACCCGCCUUGCUCUUUGUCGCCCCGAAGCUCAAGACAGCACUGGCUGAUUCUGCGGCGUCUUUCCUGCCAUGCCCUCUCGCCGAACGAGACGAUUUUCAGUUCUACCACACCGUCGAGCAGUCCGACUUGGCCCCGACACUGGGCGCGCUUCUGGGAUUCCCGGCCCCCAAGAACAACCUGGGCGCGUUUAUCCCGACAUUCUUGCCACUGUGGUCGGAGCGCCGUGACCAAGUGCAGAUCCUGAUGCACAAUGGGCACCAGAUCCUGCGUGUUCUAGAGGCUGCGUUUGGCCCCGAGGUAUUCGCAGAGGUGUCCAUAGCAGAGUGCAACAGCCCGCAGACGCAUGUCCAAGAAAUUGCAUGCGCGUGGCACGACAUUGUGCGUACAGCGCCCCGUCUUGAGGACGAUGACGAAAGCGGUGGCUUGACCGACGCGAGUUAUGAUGAAUGGGCCACCAAAACAAUAAAGCACAGAAAGCAAUUAGCAAAGAAACAGCAGGUUGGACAAGGGCUAACCGCUUCUCAGUGGCUUCGCAAUGCCCAACAGACAAUGAGUGGCAUGGCCAGCAACUACAAUAUCCCCAUGCUCGGCCUGGGCCUGGGCGCUGCUGCCAGUUCCAUGGUCCUCGCCAUCGGGGCCACCUACGCAUUUGUCUCGCGAGGCGGAGGCAGUGGCCUGGGCGAGAUGACCCCGUUUGCCCUCAUUAGCAUUACCUAUGGCAUCAUGAUGUUUGCCAGCAGUUACGUCGAGGAGGAGCACCAUUUCUGGUACUGGGCCACCUCCGCAUGGCUGGCGGUGAUUGGCGGGCGGAGUGUAUCGUUGAGCGCCCGGCAGCCGCCGAAGCACGUUGUUGCUGCUGUAGUAACCGUUGUCGCCGCCUUCAUGGCCGUUCGUCUUCUCCGUAGCUGGAACCAAACCGGCCAAAAGUUCGCCGGCGAGCCCGACCUCGUCAAGACCAUUUUGCAGCCCAACCCACAGCUGCUCUGGACCGUCGUUGCGGCUACGUACGCGCUGAUCGCAAUUGAACUGGUGCAAGGACUUGUUGUCUUCCCCGCCGCUGUGACCGCACCGGCUGUGUUUCUCCUUGUUCUCUCGGCCCUGUCGUUCAAGCUUGUCUUUACCUACGAGGACUCGCCCGAGCUGGUGGCCAGCUUUGCUAGCACACUCGUCGAGCUGAUUGAGCGCAUUGAUGGCGGCAGCACCGGGCCGGUUACGCUUAUUGCACGCGCCCGCGUCGUCUUUGCUGGGCUGUCUGUUGCGACCGCCGCGGCUGUCUACUCCAUUGUCGUUUCGAAGCGGCAAGGCAACACUCUAAACCGACCUGCCACCAAUGUUCUCCUCCCGCUCUAUGCACUGCUCGCCGUAACACAGUCCCGCACUACCAACAUCCCGCUGUUCCUCUUGUUUGGCGUCAUCUACCGCUUUCUGGCCGCGCAGCAACAACAACUCACGCCCACAGAGAUCACCACGGCCGCGCUGCUCCUGCAAUUUGCUUCGUUUUUCGCUUUUGGGGGCACCAACGCCAUCUCGAGCGUCGACCUCUCGUCAGCCUACAACGGCAUCUCCGGUUUCUCCGCCGGCGCCGUGGGUGUGCUGAUUUUUGUCAGCAACUGGGCCGGCUCCAUCUACUGGGCCGUUGCGUCGGUUCUCCUUCUCACAACUCGCUCGUCGUCGUCACCGUCUUGUCCCUGGCUGCAGCAUGCUAGCCUCCUCACUGUAUUUGCGGCGGCCAGCGCCGUGGCCGUCAUGGCUGCCUGCACGGCACUGCGGACACACCUGUUCGUGUGGACCGUCUUCUCGCCCAAGUAUCUCUACUGUAUUGCAUGGAGCCUGGGUAUGCACUUGGGCAUCAACCUGGGCCUUGGCGGGCUGUUAUACUGGUUGGGUACUUCCUCUAAACAAACGCCAUAA